AUGUAUCUUGCGAAAAGACAGUCCCGGAUUGACGAUCCAGCUGCCCUGAGCGCGCUCACAGCGCUGGGAAGAGUAUGGUGCAAAGCCGUGUUUACAGGCUGUAAACAAGGCCUUCGAAACCACACUGCCCUCCUCAGUUUUACCUGGGCAAGGGAUGUGUUUGUCUACAAAGCAAGGAACACCAUUGUGACUCUUGGUGGUAAACCAAGCAAGACUCGUGUUAUUUGGGGUGAAGUGACCCGUGCUCAUGUAAACAGAGGCAUGGUACCUGCAAAGUUCAGCAGUAACCUGACCGCUAAAGCUAUUGGGCCUAGGAUCCAUGUGAUGCUCUAUCCAUCAAGGAUCUAA
This is a messenger RNA of Chiloscyllium plagiosum (whitespotted bambooshark), 348 nucleotides long. NCBI's taxonomy places the organism in Eukaryota, Metazoa, Chordata, Chondrichthyes, Orectolobiformes, Hemiscylliidae. The record is from RefSeq and is a predicted model, not a curated record.